Messenger RNA from Papilio polytes (common Mormon), 1170 nucleotides. RefSeq lists its product as uncharacterized. The coding region runs from base 172 to 1170 and encodes 332 amino acids. Gene Ontology annotation, cellular component: nucleus; cytosol. NCBI's taxonomy places the organism in Eukaryota, Metazoa, Arthropoda, Insecta, Lepidoptera, Papilionidae. Gene Ontology annotation, biological process: protein deubiquitination. The transcript has 8 exons. Gene Ontology annotation, molecular function: cysteine-type deubiquitinase activity; cysteine-type endopeptidase activity. The record is from RefSeq and is a predicted model, not a curated record.
ACCAUUACACAAUUUAUGACGAAUAUGGCCGUCUAUUACGAAUGGGAAUAUUCGCGGUUAUUUUUUCUCAAUACUUGCUUAAUUAUCUAGUUUUUAUAUUUUGAAUUACAUUGCCUUACAGUAUAGAAUGUAAGUCAAUGCGCGUAUUAAAAUCUUUGACGUAUCCUGAAGAUGCCAGUUAAUCCUGUGUCAGGAACGAAAAAAGGUGUUGAAAAAUCUAAAUUUACAUUAUCCCUAAACAGGAAUAAUGCUACAUAUUUGAACGACGAAAAUAAAAGACCUGUGAUUUCGAAAGGUAUUUCUAGCUCUCUUAAAGUGUUCGACAAUAAGGAGAAUAAGCCCUUAAAGAGAGGACUUAACAGCACGUAUCUAAAUACUUUGAAUGCUGCAAAGAAACUAAAACCAUUAUCGGAAACUCCGAAACUUGCCGAUAGCAAGCUGAUAGUAUUAGCAAAGCCAAUUGGCAACGCUGCCAUGUUGAAUGGCCAUCACCAAGCAGACAAUCAGUAUGGGGGAGGGACACAGUGGAAAGCCCCUAUUGCUACUCUGUCUAACUUGGGGAACACUUGUUUUCUAAAUAGUGUACUUUAUACACUAAGGUAUGCACCUCGGUUUCUCCACAAUCUACACCAUCUGGUAUCAGAUUUGGCAAGUGUGGAGCAGAAAUUAGGUAGCAUCAGAUUAAAGAGUUCAUCAUUAGGCCGAAGUGCUGCAGGUUUAGCAUCAUCAGGGACCAGAUCAUGGAGCAGUAAGGACUUACUGUCUUUAGGACAAUCUGAUAAUAGCGCUGGGAAAAGUAAAAUACAGAUUGCUACGGAGAAGCUGCAUGAAACAUAUUUAAAUCUCCGAGCAGCGGAGAGCAAAUGCCUCAACAGCGGCUCGGGAGAUGGAAGUCCAGAGCCUUAUGCUGCAGAUGCCUUUCUUGCCGCACUCAGAGAUGUUAAUUCUACAUUUGAGGGAAAUCGCCAACAAGACGCCCACGAGCUGCUGGUGUGCAUACUAGACAAUAUCCGGGAGACCUGCCGCGCGCUCAGCACUAGGGCGUCGCGGCUGCAGGUACAUGAGAAUGGAGACAGUAACGGGCUGUGUCGGCACGCGGGGCUGGAGGAGGGCAAGCCGACGCUGGGCAGCCUGCGCAAGUCGUGGAAGAAGUGGGUGUUUAGACAUUGA